Molecule: messenger RNA, 2825 nt
Organism: Dipodomys ordii (Ord's kangaroo rat)
Lineage: Eukaryota; Metazoa; Chordata; Mammalia; Rodentia; Heteromyidae
Gene: Erg
Product: v-ets avian erythroblastosis virus E26 oncogene homolog
Exons: 9
Coding region: 79-1422 (447 amino acids)
Biological process (GO): regulation of transcription by RNA polymerase II; cell differentiation
Cellular component (GO): nucleus
Molecular function (GO): DNA-binding transcription factor activity, RNA polymerase II-specific; sequence-specific DNA binding; protein binding
Source: RefSeq, a predicted model, not a curated record
GAAGCCUUAUCCGUUGUGAGUGAGGACCAGUCAUUAUUUGAGUGUGCCUACGGAACGCCGCACCUGGCUAAGGCCGAGAUGACAGCAUCCUCCUGCAGCGAUUAUGGCCAGACCGCCAAGAUGAGCCCACGUGUCCCCCAGCAGGACUGGCUGCCACAACCCCCAGCCAGGGUCACCAUUAAGAUGGAAUGCAACCCCAGUCAGGUGAAUGGCUCCAGGAGCUCCCCCGAUGAAUGCAGUGUGGCCAAAGGUGGGAAGAUGGUGGGCAGUCCGGACGCGGUGGGGAUGAGCUACGGCAGCUACAUGGAGGAGAAGCACAUGGCACCCCCCAACAUGACCACGAAUGAGCGCCGGGUGAUCGUACCAGCAGAUCCUACCCUGUGGAGCACAGACCACGUGCGGCAGUGGCUGGAGUGGGCGGUGAAAGAGUAUGGCCUUCCAGACGUGGACGUCUUGCUGUUCCAGAAUAUUGACGGCAAGGAGCUGUGCAAGAUGACCAAGGAUGACUUCCAGAGGCUCACCCCGAGCUACAACGCCGACAUCCUUCUCUCCCAUCUCCACUACCUCAGAGAGACUCCUCUUCCACAUUUGACUUCUGAUGAUGUUGACAAAGCCUUACAAAACUCUCCACGGUUAAUGCAUGCUAGAAACACAGGGGGUGCAGCCUUUAUUUUCCCAAAUACUUCAGUAUAUCCUGAAGCUACGCAAAGAGUUACAACUAGGCCAGAUUUACCUUAUGAGCCUCCCAGGAGAUCGGCCUGGACCACCCAAGGUCACCCCACCCCUCAGUCCAAAGCUGCUCAGCCAUCUCCUUCCGCAGUGCCCAAAACGGAAGACCAGCGUCCCCAGCUAGAUCCUUACCAGAUUCUGGGACCGACCAGUAGCCGCCUUGCGAACCCAGGGAGCGGCCAGAUCCAGCUGUGGCAGUUUCUCCUGGAGCUCCUGUCCGACAGCUCCAACUCCAACUGCAUCACCUGGGAAGGCACCAACGGGGAGUUCAAGAUGACCGACCCCGACGAGGUGGCCCGGCGCUGGGGCGAGCGCAAGAGCAAGCCCAACAUGAACUACGAUAAACUCAGCCGCGCCCUGCGCUACUACUACGACAAGAACAUCAUGACCAAGGUGCACGGGAAGCGCUACGCCUACAAGUUUGACUUCCACGGCAUCGCCCAGGCGCUCCAGCCGCACCCCCCGGAAUCGUCUCUGUACAAGUACCCCUCCGACCUCCCGUACAUGGGCUCCUACCACGCCCACCCGCAGAAGAUGAACUUCGUGGCUCCCCACCCCCCCGCACUCCCCGUCACCUCCUCCAGCUUCUUUGCUGCCCCGAACCCAUACUGGAAUUCACCCACGGGUGGCAUCUACCCAAACACUAGGCUCCCAGCCAGCCAUAUGCCCUCUCAUCUGGGCUCUUACUACUAACGGCCCUCCGGAGGCCUAGCCCAACAACCUGCAGUCACCCAUACAUUGCCACGAACUCAACCAGAGACCACGAAUCUAAAGUGCCUCAAGAGAAAUGAACAAAAGCUUGUCUGGGGCUGGGGAAGGAAGCCAGGGAGAGACCCAAAGACUUACAGAGGGGGACAGUGACUUACGAAUUACUACAGGAAAGAAAAAAGGCUUCUCAAGAUGCCAUCUAUCUGGACAGACAAUCUGCGGCCCAAUCUUGUCAAAGACAUUGUAUGUAGAAGCAUGAAGUCAUAAGGACAAGUGCCAAAAAGAAAAGUAGCCUUAAGUAGUGUAUAAACAAUAGAGUUUGGGACCCUGCUCCUACAAAUUGGGCUUCAACAAAAGCAAUAGAUGUGACACAGUCUUGGCCUAAUAUACCCAAGGAAAACUACCUGUACUUUAUGAUAGAAACAUAUCAAAACCAAAGUCAAACAACAGGAUGGAAGAAAGGGAGGGAAUGAAAGAGGGAGAGAGAGAGAAAGAGAGAGUGACAGAAAGACAGACCGAGCAACUAGGGCACCUUAACAGAUGUUCGCCACGGAACAUCUUGGGUUGAUGUUUUGGUUCAGUCAGACACCUCGCAGUUGAUGGAAGGCGCCUCGCUGUCUCACACUGUGAAGACAGCCCAAAGUUUCCAUCUCCUAGACAGUACUACAGAAGGCCAAGCCAGACGGUGGGCUGGGGAUGUGGACAGAUGAGUGUGAGUAUGGAUGAAGGGAUGGAGGAGGAAGGAGAGGGCACAGAGGAAGAGGAGGAGGCAAGGGCUGGGGAAGAAACUUCCUGAGCAGUGAAGUCUGGAUUUCGGACACGUUGUAAUGGCAGAGUUAGGAGGGUGGACGCAGCACGCCUCAUGGACAGAGGGAGGGAGCAGAAUUCAGAACCCCAAAUACACAUCUCUUUCUUUGAUUGUCAAAGAAAACUUUAACUGGAAUUGUCUGAUAUUUAAAAAACGUUCAGGACCUCAGCACUGGCAGGGGGAGGGGCGGUGUCCUCCACCAGGUCAGGUCAAAGGGGGCCCAGUGGCCACCAUCAUCACAGAUCUACACAGGCAUUGUGGGUAGGCAGGCUCCAGUUUUCCUCUUCGAGUCGCAAACGCUGUGCGUUUGUCAGAAUGAAGUGUUCAAGUCAAUGGUUUGUUCUUGUUUAUUUUUUCCUUUUUUAUAUAAUUAUUAUAUAACUUAUGCAUUUAUACACUACGAGUUGAUCUCGGCCAGCCAAAGACACACCACACAAAAAGAGACAAUCCAUGAUCUAAUGUGGCCUUGAAUUUUAACUCUGUAAUGCUUAAUGUUUACAAUAUGAAGUUACUAGUUCUUUAGAAUGCAGAAUGUAUGUAAUAAAAAUAAGCUUGGCCUAGCAUGGCGUUAGCAGAUUGA